Physella acuta is the source of this 3002-nucleotide messenger RNA. Its product is annotated as regulator of nonsense transcripts 3B. Gene Ontology annotation, molecular function: mRNA binding. Gene Ontology annotation, biological process: positive regulation of translation; nuclear-transcribed mRNA catabolic process, nonsense-mediated decay. Gene Ontology annotation, cellular component: nucleolus; cytoplasm. Lineage: Eukaryota; Metazoa; Mollusca; Gastropoda; Physidae. The record is from RefSeq and is a predicted model, not a curated record.
AGAAGAUCGCUAAUAUUUUUGUAAACAAUAUUUCAGUUCCAAUAAUUUUGUCAAGUCUGUGUUGGCCUGCUGUGUUCAUAUUAUUAUUAAUUAUUAGGCCUAUAAUAAUUAUUAAUUAGCCUAGCAAAAUAUUGAUCACUAGACAUUUGCAUGUUACAAGUAAUAAAUUAUGACGCAAGGACAAAUUAACAAGGAGGAAUCUGAUGUUCAGAAAAGUUCUUUGGAGAAGAAAAAGGACAAGGACCAUACACCUGCAAAAGUAGUUAUAAGGCGACUACCACCCACAUUAACACCUGAAGAAUUUGUACAGCAAGUUGCACCUCUCCCAGAGUAUGACUUCUUUUACUUUGUUAGGGCUGAUAUGAGUCUUGGUGCAAAUGCUUUUACAAGAGCUUAUAUCCAUUUCUUGGUGCCUGAUGACAUUUUUAUCUUUAGAGACAAGUUUGAUGGCUAUGUCUUUCUUGAUGCCAAAGGUGGAGAAUAUCCAGCUAUUGUGGAGUUUGCUCCGUUUCAAAAAGUCCCGAAGAAAAAACCCAAAAAAGUGGAUACGAAAAAUGGAAUUAUUGAACAAGAUAGUGACUACAAAAAGUUUUUGGAAAUCCUGACCAAACCACCAGAUGCUGUUCCAGUAUCACUAGAUGCAAUGGUUGUAGAAGUUGAGGCCAAAGAGAAUUCUUUAGCCAAGUCUGGAUCAUCCAAGGUAUCCACUCCACUGCUGGAUUACUUAAGGAAGAGGAGGGAGGAGAGGAAGCUGAAUAUAGCUAAAUUGAAGGAAGAGAGGAGACGUAUUGGAGGAAGGGACAGAGAUAUUGACAGGAAAAGGCCAGUCAAAGAUGACUUAGACCGACGCAAAUCAUCAGAAAAAGAAAGACUCAGAGACAGGGAUAGGGACAGACGCAGAGAUAGGGAUAGGGAUAGGGAUAGAAUUAGAGAUAGGCCCAGAGAGAUAGACAGGAGAAGAAUAAAAGACUCUCCAAGAUCAGAGAGGAUAAAAGAUGACAAAGAUGUGGAGACCAAAUGGCAGAGAGAAACUGAAGGAAAACCUAAGCAGUUUACACGCCUUCUAAGAAAUACUGAGAGGGACAAAGCCAGCUUUGAUAAGGAAUCUGGAGAUAAAACAAGUUCUGCACUGGAAAAAGAUGAAGACACUGAUGAUACUGUAGAAAGGUUGUCUGAGACCGAUCAAGGCAAAAUAGACAGAAAGGCAGAGGAUUCAAGAGGGAAAAAUAUUGGAGGGAAGUGGUUGGAUGACAGAAGAAGGGAUGAUGAUAGGCAUGGGAGUAGAGGUAGAGGUAUAGGGGGGGAGGAGAGAGGCAAGUACUCCAAAGAUUAUGGGUCAAGGAGUUACAGAGAAGAUGAGGAUAGUCAUAGGCUAGACAAGAGAGAUCGGCAUGGAAGUGAGAGGUAUAGUGAUAGAGGGUAUGGGUCAAAGGUUAGGGAUGAUAGGGGGAUGGGUGGGGCUAGAGAUAAGUACAGAGAGGAUAGGGGUGGGGGGAUAGCUAGGAUGCGGGAUAGGGAUGACAGACGAGGUGGAGCAGAACGUGAUGAUCGCCGCAGUGGAGGGGAUAGAGAGGACAGGAGGAUGGGUUAUGGGGAGGAUAGACGGGAUGGGGGAUAUAGAGAUGAUAGGAGAGGCGGAGGUGACAGGGAUGACAGAAGAGGAGACAGGAGAGGAGAGAGAGAUGAUAGGCGCAGGGUAGAGAGUUAUCGGGAUAGAGAAGAUAGAAAAAUUGGAGGGGGCGAUGGUUGGAAGAAAAAGGAUGUAGAAGGUGGGGAUAGUUGGAAGAAAAAGGAUAUAGAAAGUGGGGAUGGUUGGAAGAAAAAGGAUGUAGAAGGUGGCGAUAGUUGGAAGAAAAAGGAUAUAGAAGGUGGCGAUAGUUGGAAGAAAAAGGAUAUAGAAGGUGGGGAUGGUUGGAAGAAAAAGGAUGUAGAAGGUGGCGAUAGUUGGAAAAAAAAGGAUAUAGAAUUUAAGAAAGCUGAAAAGCCAAUAGAAAAAAAAUCAGAAACAGUGAAAAGUAAAAGUGGUGAAGAAGGAAAGAAAGAAGGAACUGCUUCGAGCAUGAAAGAAAGUCAAAGUCAGGAUUUAACAAAGGAAGACAGAGGGAAGGAUGAAGAAAAAUUGGUGAAAAGUUCAGAAUCACCUGACCUGAAGUCCUCCAGGUAUAAAGGUGAGGCUGAGAGCCACUCCCAGAGAUCUACCCCAGACCCCAUGUCUUCAAGCCUGACAAGGGAAGAUAAUGAUGCUAGGGGAGACAACAAUGAUGGAGAUGAUAAAAAAAGAAAGAGGAAGGAUCGACCAGAGAGACAGAUUUACAUUCCUAGAAAAGCUUUAGAGAAGCAAAGACAGUCAUCCCCACAAACUGGCGAGUCUAGUCGGGAUAAACCAAACAGCUGAGGUGGUAGAUGAAUACAUGAGAUCCAAGUUUUUAACACACUCAGCAAGUUUAGGACAAUGUUAAGCCCAGCUUCCUGUUGUUUCAGUGUUAUUAUUUUCUUCAAUGUGAGGCCUGGAACUUUUAACUGAUUUGAGUUAAAGUUGAGUUUUAAAUAAUUUAAGAGCAAAAUGUGUUGUCAAAUAUGGCUUAAAAAUUAUUAUUUUUAAUUGUGUGUUGUUCCCCAUCCUUCUUUGAUGCAGUUUUAUGCAUGAAAAUACUUUCCAUCUGAAAAUUUUUGAAUUUAGCAAAAUUCUAAAUCUAAAUCAUGGAUCUGUAAUACUUUAGCCUGAUGUGUGGUUGUGUUGGCUGAUGUGAUGGCAGAAAAAAAAUAUCUUACUUAAGCCUGAUGUAAAUUACAGAUGCCUGUAUUGACAAAGAUUUAAAUAAACUUGUUUUCUUUUAAUGCUAAAAAUAUUGUACAGGAUUUUAUUCUUGAUUUAAUUGAUCAUUCUGUGCAUUAUGAAAAAUAAAACAACAAAAUAUAAUGUUUGGUGAAUAUUUAAUUGUCUUUCUCAAUAAUAUGACUCAAGAGAAUGGUUUCCCUCAUAGUUUCACAGACAAGUAACA